CAAUUCCUUUCUUUCUUUCUUUCUUUCUUUCUUUCUUUCUUUAUCUCUAAAUUCUAUAUAACAUGAAGUCGUCACUGGGCAAGCUUGGACGCAAAUUAAGUAUCAACAGGAGCGAUGGCAAAGACAAGAGAGAUCACCAGCCUUCCGCCCACCUAGAAGACCUUGCUCACGCUUCCAAGGAUAUGCAAGAUAUGAGAAACUGUUAUGAUACAUUAUUAUCCGCAGCUGCUGCUACCGCAAAUAGCAUAUAUGAAUUUUCGGAGUCACUGCAUGAGAUGGGCACUUGUUUGCUGGAUAAAACUGCGGUGGACGCUGAUGAUGAAAGUGGAAGAGUGUUAUCAGCUUUAGGAAACAUGCAAUCAGAACUUCAGAAAAUUGCUGAUUCGUAUCGUUCUUAUGUAAUUCUGACGGUUACGAACCCAACUGAAUCACUUCUAAGUGAGCUGCGUAAAGUAGAGGAGAUGAAACUUCAAUGUGAUGAGAAAAGGGACGCGUACGAAUACAUGAUGGCACAACACAGAGAGAAGGGAAGGUUGAGAAGUGGAAAGGUUGAAACUUCUGUCGUACAAAAACUACAAGAAGCUCAAGAUGAAUAUGAUGUAGUGGCUAGGCUAUGUGCAUUUCGUGUAAAAUCAUUGAAAGAGGGGCAGUGCCGUAGUCUUUUAACACAAGCUGCUCGCCAUCAUGCUGCACAGUUGAAUUUCUUCCGCAAAGGACUCAAAGCUCUUGAAGCAGUUGACCCUUACAUAAGAUUUGUUGCAGAGAAGCAUCGCAUUGAUUUCCAACUCAGUGGUCUUAAUGCUGGGGCAGCUGCAGAGAGUGAAGGCAUAAGUAGUUAUGAGAGCACUGAUGAUGGGGAAUUGAGUUUUGACUACAGACAGAAGAAACAGGGGAUUGAUAAUGUUGCCACUUCAUCAAAUGUAAUGGAGCUGGACCGGGUAGAUAAUUUGUAUCCUCAAGUUUCAAAUUUAGCAGACUCAGAGAUAAAUGUGAAUAAAUAUCAAGGGGAGCGGCAAGGUCGAGUUAGCAGCUAUUCUGCCCCAAUAUACCCAGAGUCAAAGAUUGAUCCAUCUGGAAAACUAAAGGAAAUGAAAUUUUAUUCUUAUGUGCUGCCUCCUCCAGUGGUUGAUACCAAGAGUCCAAGUUCAAAUUUGCAUCAGCCAUUGGCAGUGGAGCUUAAGAAGCAUGAAAGAGAUACUGGGGAUGAAGUCAGUAGCACAUCAACAUCUGCAAAAGCUUGGUCUGUGGAAAAAGAAAGGUUUUCGUUCCCACAACAACGGGAUACUCAUACUGGUAAAGCAGCGAAAAGACAAGCUUACUCUGGUCCCUUACCACCAGGUAAGAUGGCAUCUAGCAAUAGCAGGCCAAUAACUACAUCUUCUUCUCAGGCACGUAGUGUUUCACCUCCCCCUUUAUCUUCACCUAAAAUAAGCGAGCUUCAUGAGCUUCCAAGGCCUCCUACUACCAGUUUAUCCAGACCUCUUGCUGCUUCUGCUUCUUUUUCUAGUGGGCAUUCGGCUCCCUUGUUUUUCAAAAAUCAAAACAAAAUGUUGACAUCUCCUCUUCCACCUCCUCCCUUGGUUGUAUCUCGAAGUUUCUCCAUACCAUCAACCAACCAAAGAGGAAAAGUAGGGUCUCCGCCGCUCACACCCAUUUCACUGGCAAACAUCAAGUCGCUGUCAACAGUUGACAUUUAAGGUACUUACACUGGUUAUGUGCUAGUGAAAUCAAGUUGAUGAUAUUAGUUGAAGAGCUUGUGUGGUGUGCAUGCAGGUGGAAGGCAAAUCAUAUAUUCUUUUUGGGCCAUUCAUCAUCAUGAUCACCUUAGAGCAGGUCUGUAAAUAUGAUGAUGUAUGUGUUUUUGCUUCUUUUUGAAUUAUGCACGAGUAUAUAUAUAUAUAUAUAUAU
This is a messenger RNA of Cynara cardunculus var. scolymus (artichoke), 1908 nucleotides long. RefSeq lists its product as uncharacterized. The record is from RefSeq and is a predicted model, not a curated record. Bases 63 to 1697 code for a protein of 544 amino acids. The transcript is spliced from 10 exons. NCBI's taxonomy places the organism in Eukaryota, Viridiplantae, Streptophyta, Magnoliopsida, Asterales, Asteraceae.